This is a messenger RNA of Lachancea thermotolerans CBS 6340, 3114 nucleotides long. RefSeq names its product SUMO protease ULP2 (gene ULP2). Gene Ontology annotation, biological process: proteolysis. Lineage: Eukaryota; Fungi; Ascomycota; Saccharomycetes; Saccharomycetales; Saccharomycetaceae. The transcript has a single exon. The record is from RefSeq and is a predicted model, not a curated record. Gene Ontology annotation, molecular function: cysteine-type peptidase activity. The coding region runs from base 1 to 3114 and encodes 1037 amino acids.
AUGGGCAGGAGACCAGGUAGGCUUGGGGGCAUGGCCCCCAUUGAUACACUAUCUUCGUCAAUGAGCCGAAGAGACCCCGUUCCUACGCGUUACACUUCACAUCGCAAGGAUCCUAAGGUCAUCCAGGAGCUGAAUAGAGCGUCAGUACGCGAUUUUAUGCCCGAUGUCUCGGCCAACUCAAGCCUUCGUGCUUCUCAGGCCCACGAGUCAGGAGAUAGAUCGCCCAUAGAAAGCCCUGUGACAAUCGAGAGCGAUGCGCCGGUGCAUACGACUCCGGCCAGAAAGCGACAAAAAAUAUCCGCUAGCCUGAUCCUGAGUUCUCCAGAAAUUAGUUCCGAUGCGGCGCCAGGAGCGCAAGUCUGUAAAUCCAGCGGCAUGGUGCGCGUGGUGAUCCGAACUGGCAAAGAAAUAGUAAAAUCAAAUUCGGUGCUCAAGAUUGUGAACGACGACGAAGGUGUCAGAUUUAGCAUACGGUGGAAGGGUGCCGACAUAGAGGGCUCUCAAGUGGAUUUUCUGCGAGACUGCGAAAAAGUUUACUUUGACGCCCUCAAGAGCCAUAUGGGUGUUUUACUGAAACACUCGCGCUGCGUAGACCUAGACGACACCUGCAAAACAGAAAAAACAAAAAUUCUUCUUUGGAGCAGCAAUGUAGGAGCUGACGUGAACCUCAUCCGCCUCAAGGAGGUUAUCAAAAACAGUAUGAUCGACUCUGCAGUACUCUCAAAUCGGCUAGCUAUUUUAGGCACUAUGAAGCAAGCCGUAGCACGCCAAGAGUUGGAAGCUUUUUCUAAGCGCAGGUUUUGGGAAAAGCCAGAGUUUCAGUCGCUUGGAAAGCGCCACUCGAAGUCAUCGAAGUCCAGCUCAGGCAGCUCGGGAUUCAAGAUUACAGUUCCUCAUGAGACAGAGCCGGACAAGGACGAUAAAGCCAGUCAUAAUACCAUACCUUCGACGCAAUUUUAUACAGACGGCAAUACUGGGUCACCUCCUCAAUCGAGCAACUCAUUGAGAGAACAUACAUUAUCGAGUUUGAGGCGCUCCACAAGGACGACCAAAGCCUCCAGUCCAGAUGGCACUUCGUUCGAUGAUUCCUGUACAGUCUACGAAAAACCUGAAGUUUUCAAGCCCUCUUUGUUCUAUAAAUUCGAUGACAACACUACUUUAUCAGUCACUAAUCAAGACUUCAAGUGUCUCUACAAUCACGAUUGGAUUAACGACUCCAUUUUAGACUUCUUUGUGAAAUAUUGGACGGAAGAUUCAAUUAGGCGGGGAACUAUAGUUCGGGAAAAAGUACAUGUUUUGUCGUCUUUCUUCUACACGAAGUUGAUCAGCAACGCCGACAACUAUUAUAAUAAUGUCAAGAAGUGGGUAAAUCACACUGGUCUCUUCAAAAAGCAAUAUCUCGUGAUGCCUAUUAAUAUAAACUAUCAUUGGUUUGGAUGCAUAAUUGAGAACCUCCCGUCUCUGUUCUCCUUCCUUAAAAGAGAGCGCGAGUUCAAGGAAAAGCACCAAAAAAGCGCUGAUGGUGAUGACAUUGAAAAUUCAGACGAUCUGUCGGUCACUUCGCCCAUUGUUACAAUACUUGUCUAUGACUCCCUUCGACAGACCCACUCUCGUGAAGUGGAACCCAUCAAGGAGUUCUUAAUUGCGUAUGCUGCAGACAAAUAUGGUCUGGAAGUGUCAAGAAAUCAGAUAAAAAUGAAGAGCUGUCUCGUUCCACAACAGCCAAAUAUGAGCGACUGUGGGGUGCACGUUAUUCUUAACACUAGAAAGUUUUUUGAGAAUCCAACGAAGACUUUUGAGCUAUGGAAGUCGGCCAAGUCAAAAAACAAAACUGCAUCCAAAGUCAUCAAUGAGUAUUUCGAGAAGAAGGAAAGAAUAAAUGCGCGUCCGGAUCUACGAAGCGUUCUUUGGAAGCUGCAGGAGAAGCAAAUUGAGUUCAAUAAGCUAAAUGGCGUUACUGAAACCAGCGAAGAUGACGGAAUCAAAAGUGAUGGAGAGCACAGUGAUAUUGAAAUAAUUGAGAAUUAUGAACAACCAGCUACGAGACCAGAGCAGACUUCUGGGCAAAUAAACGAGGAGCUUUCAAAGCCUAAUGAGGGCCAGUAUAGUACUCCCGAAAUUCCCGAAAGUAAAGAUCAACUCUGUGCUUCUUCGAAGAAGGAUGCUCCUACUUUAAACUCUGAGUUACCAAAAACUGACAUGAUCACAGGACCUGAAACUUCAGCAGGUGGUGUUGAAGGCGAAUCAAAGGCCUACAAAAGUCAGGACAGGAGGUUUCUCGAAAGCUCGCCAGAACUAUUGCCAGCAAAAUUAUCAGAAGCGUCAUCGGAACAUCCAGCCCAGGAUAAAGGUUCGGUUUCUAAGUACUUUGCCAAGGCAAAAUCCAAGCAUGGUACUCAAGAGACUCGUGACGACAUCGAGGCUUCGGCCUUAGGACUGGACUCUACAAGCGGCGCAUCUUAUAACGUGAUACUUAAACAUAAGGAUGCUCCAGAUCCGGACAAGAUAACAUGCGGGACGGGAACCCUCGAAAAUGACGAAGACAGGGAUCUUAGAGCACCCAGUCAAGGGUCUAAAGUCCUCGGUUCACCUUCGUCAACAAAUGGCAUUGCCAUUUUGGGUUCACAGGCUUACGAGGAGAAUAAAGGAAACGGGGGACUCACCAGCUCCCCUGACUGCAACUCCGACGAUGAUGUGAGACUGGUGAGUACAAACUCUGCAGGAUCUUUAGAUCUAUCAGGUCAGCAUUCUUCACAAGGAAGCUUUAUAAAGCAGCUUUCGCCUGUAAGGAAAUUUCAAGCUGCUAUGUCUAAAUACAGUGGUGCAGCGGAUGAAGAGGUCUCGGACCGUACUGACUCAAUUCAUCAGUCACCGCACUUAAAAGCCUUGGAUGCACCGCUGUCUCGCAGAAGCGUUAUCCAAGACCAAGUACAGGACAUCGAUGAUGGACUCUCAACAAAAAAGUUCGCUAUUGACGUUGACCGUAGCGGAAGCGAAGAAAGUUGCGAUGGCGAACAAGAAAGCUCAACCAGAAGAUCCGGUGUGCAUAAGUUUAGGAACUCGCUUGGAUGCUCACCAAAACUUGAACAUCUUGGAAAACCAGGAAAGGGUUAG